UCCGGUCGUACAGAACCAAAUAAUUCUCCAUCCUAUGCGUACGUCACCGACUGAACGAGUUCUUAAACUUGAGAUAUUUGCAGUUAAAAAAUUCGUCAAGAGAUUGUUUUACUUGUACUAUGCGCCGAGUAGCAACUAAAUGACCUGAGGAAAGCAGAUCUGAAGCUGAUGUUCAUAUAUCUGGGCUGAAAUAAGCGAUAUUUCGUCAACAAGUUAACUGGCAAACCGGUCUCGUAUUUGUGUGAGCGGUUUAAGUCUUGCAAGAGUGCAGUCGGCUUCACAGGGCGACAUUUUACGACAUUUGCCACUUUUAAUCGUUUUUCCCUUUGGACUGUUGCUUGACGCCCAGAAGUCCAAUCCAAACAAGUCAACCACUUCUGUGUUUUGGUAGGUUGUCAAGACAUAUAUAUUUCUUUCACGUCGAAAAUUUGAAAUAUUGCGUAUGACGCACAUUACACCGGAUGCGUGAAGCCACUUCUGUCGUUUGGACCAACACAGUUAUGGAAAAUCACUUGGAAAUUCGCAGAUGUGACCGCAUCGUGUUCAUCAGAGGCGAACUGACUGAAUAAGCAGAUAUGACCGAGUUAUAGCAUCAAAGAGAGAUUACCAUGUGUCUUAAAUAACCGCAUCAAUGGAAGAAAACACGGAAACACACGAACAACGCACAAGCGAUGUUCCAAAAAAUGGGAACGUCGAACACAGCGCUGAAUUUGAAACUCUUUCGUGUUUUUUUAUCUCCAAAGACAAUAAAGCCCGGCGAUGGAUGAUUCAGCUCAUAAAAUGGCCAUGGUUCGAGCGUAUAAGCAUGUUUGUUAUAUUCAUCAACUGCGUCACAUUAGCGAUGUAUAAUCCGCUGGAUAAGGAUUGCAGAUCUACUCGGUGCCAAGUUCUGGAAAAAGUGGAAAUCGUGAUAUUUUCUUUCUUUUCGGCUGAGAUGAUAAUAAAGAUGAUAGCGAUGGGUGUUACUGGCAAGAAAGGUUACUUGCAGGACAAAUGGAAUCGCCUGGACUGCUUCAUUGUGAUCAUUGGGGUGAUCGAGAAAGCCGUCCGAGUCAAUGGGAAUUAUCUCACAAUUAUUCGAGCCUUUAGAGUUCUAAGACCUCUUCGAGCUAUCAACAAAGUUCCAAGUAUCCGGAUCUUGGUGACUCUCCUUCUUGAUACCCUUCCAAUGCUGGGAAAUGUUCUCCUGUUGUCCUUUCUAAUAUUUUUUGUGUUCGGGAUCAUUGGAGUGCAGUUAUGGCAGGGAAAACUGAGAAACAGAUGCUUCACUGAAUUGCCUGAGAAUUCAACUUUUUUUACGAGAUUUAACCAGUCGCAAUUUUACCAACCAUCGUUCAGUAAUCCAGAUUUCGUCUGCGCCACUCCAGGAGAUGACGGAACCCGUUUGUGUUCUGAUAUACCAAAAGAAGAAAGUGUGUCCACGGAAUGCCCUAAUUCGUUUGGGAACUUCUCAGCUGCGAAUAAUUCAGUCCCUUUCAACUGGAAUCAGUGUUACAGCGUCUGUAAACCGAGCGACCAAAAUCCAUUCUAUAACACAACAUCGUUUGAUAAUAUCGGUAUUGCAUGGAUCGCCAUAUUUCAGGUGAUCACUUUGGAGGGAUGGUCAGAUAUCAUGUAUUUUGUCCAAGAUGCUCACAGCUUUUGGAACUGGAUCUAUUUUGUUGUCCUCAUAGUGAUGGGCUCAUUCUUCCUUGUUAACUUGUGCCUGGUCGUGAUCACCAUGCAGUUCCAAGAAACCAAAGCACGUGAGAUAGAAUUGAUGGAAAACAGCAAAGGCGAGCUACCACUUGAGCCAACAAAGCUGCUAAAAACCUUAAUAAAGUAUAUACAAUCUUUUUGCAGUUUCAAACCGCAGGAAAAAGAAGAGGUCCAUCACCAUCAUCACCACUAUUUUCAUCAUCAUCAUUUCCACCAUCAUUUGUACAAUUGCUUUGUUCCGGCCUCUCCAGUUGUUUGCACCGAUCACGAGGCCGCGUCAGGUGAUACCAGCUUUUUCCCUUAUGGGACCAGCCUUCCAAAAAUUCAGGUUGAGGGGAGAGAAACGAUCUGUUCUCACUCUAGUGUCGAAGAAUCUCCGGUAUUCCAAGAUUUCCUUGCACCACCUUUAACUAGACAAUCUUCCAGAAGAAGUUCCAGAACCUCUAUCUGUUCGCAUACACUUUCAAUCCAUGCUGAAACGUCCUCAGCUGUUUCCAUCGAUGAAAUUGUUACACAAGCGAAGACGAGCGUAACGUUAAAUAUUCCUUCAUCACCAACAGCAACUUUCUUCGCGCUCUCGUCAGGCAACAGUGCAAGCAGGAAAAAUUCAACUCAAUCUAGAAAAAGUGAAUUUUCCGCGUCCACGCUGGUGUCAGCAGAAAUUAAUCCACAUCAUGCACGCACAAGUACACCAGAGAGUGAAGACGUUUCUUCAAAGGCAUACAAAGAAGCCACCAAAUCUUCACUUCAGCAGAAAGAUAAAGAGCUCUUUAAAUGUCGUCAGUUUAGCCAGCCUGCACAUGCCAAGUUAGCUCGCAUCCCAUCAUCCAAACGUUUGGACACCAGCGAACCUGAUUAUUACAGAGAGAAUGAAGCAAACUCGGAAAUUGUAAAAUUUGAUGCUAAGUCUUCGUUAGAAAGCGACUUAGAGAAAAGCGACGCGAACAAGGACCCACCAUCAAAGGAUUUGGUUAAGGUCGGGCAAGUCGAUGAUUGCCAAAUCGGUGAUGCAGUAAAUACAACUCUCAAAAGACCUUCAUUACAACGCCGAAAUAUUUCUGCACAGAAUGAAGAUGACAUGUUCGAAAGCCUGUUUAACUUAGGAAAAAGUGCGACUUAUGAUGUGACAGGAAACCGUAGUGCAUGGCAAAGGCUAAGAACCUUCUGUAGAAAUAUAAUCGAGAGUAAACAGUUUAAUUUUUUUAUCAUGGGCGCCAUUUUGUUGAACAUGAUUUGUAUGGGCCUUGAGCAUUACCAGCAGCCUGAAGGACUAACCCUUGCCCUAGAGACCAUAAACAUCAUUUUUGUAUCCAUUUUUGGAAUGGAAGUGGUUAUUAAGUUGCUUGGUUAUGGUGUGACCACAUAUCUUAGCGAGGGUCAGAAUGUGUUUGAUGGACUCAUCGUUAUCGUUAGUGUCUGUGAAAUCCUACUCACCAAGGAAGAUUCCUCCCUUUCGAUAUUCCGAAGUAUCCGGUUACUCCGGAUCUUCAAGCUGGUCAGACCAGUUCGAUACCAAUUGCUGGUUGUCGUCAAAACUAUGACGAGUGUAAUGACGUUUUUCGGAUUACUGUUUCUCUUCAUAUUCGCAUUUGCUAUCCUUGGGAUGAACUUGUUCGGUGGAAAGUUCAUAUUCAAGAACGCCGAGGGAAAGGAAGUAACCUCCCGAAGUAAUUUUGACAACUUUUUGUGGGCUAUGGUAUCCGUGUUUCAGAUCCUUACUCAAGAGAACUGGAAUCUCGUAAUGAAUGACGGGAUGCGUGCCACGAGCCAAUGGGCAGCCUUGUAUUUCAUCGCACUGAUGGCUAUCGGGUACUAUGUAUUAUUUAACUUACUGGUCGCUAUCCUCGUGGAAGGAUUCACAAAUCCUGGGAAAGGUAAAACUACUCCAAAGAACAAACAAGAAGUAUCAGACAACAAAGAUACACCCAAAACAGCCGUUAAAGAAGUUGAAAAGCCUCACAUUUUGAUCUCUAGUAAAGAUUCUGAGGAACCUUGCCCCGGGCAUUAUCACCAGGAACCAAUUCCAGAAUUCUGCAGUCAUGGCUUGAGAAAUGCUUUGGGGACGACAUUUCAACUGAGUUCGAACUACACACCGAGCCUCACGUUAGAAACGUUGGAGCCAUUACAGGAGAAGAGAUUCCCAACUGCUUCGCAGCCAACGGAAGCGAACAUGACCAUGCCACAAUUAAAGCGUAUGCGUCAGGCGUCAGCGUCAAUUAUACGAAAAACUGAGCAAAAAGCUCAUAGGGCGAACUGGAGUUAUGACGAACCCAACUUCUCGGCGCAUAAUAGAGGCUUCCUUAGUGAAGAUAGUGAAACCAGAGGCAAAUUAAAUCUUGAGGUCUCUGAAAGAGAGAUGAGCAACAAAGCUUGUGGUAAAACACUCGAAGAAAUUGUCUCUCCGACCAUAGCAAACAGUAUGUCGUUUCCUAAUCAAUUGGAAGGACCAACAACGUCUCGAUCUCGACCUGAGUCACCCCAGAUGAUCUUUCAAAACAAAAGCAGCGAUGAGAUGUACCAACUGCGGGAAUGUCAUCUUUCCGAAACUCAGAAGAAGAGUUCAAGGAAAGUUAUCAAGACAACAGACAAAAGAUCUGACUGGUCUCUUUUUCUAUUCUCCCCCUCAAAUAGCUUGCGCCGCACCGUAACAGCUGUGUGUGAACACAAGUAUUUUGACUACGUAGUUCUAGUUUUUAUCUUGAUAAGCUGUGUGGUCCUGGCACUAGAGGAGCCUAACAUUCCACGAGAUAGUAAGAAGCGUCAAAUAAUCGACAUCGCGAUGCUUAUAUUAACAGUCAUCUUCACCAUUGAAAUGUCAAUGAAGAUCAUAGCCCAGGGCUUUCUUCUGGGGCCUGGUACUUACCUAAAGGACAGUUGGAAUAUCCUGGAUGGCAUACUUGUACUUUUCUCAUGGAUUGACGUCAUCAUUACGUACAGCCCCGCCAAUGCACCGGAAGUACUUGGAGCUCUCAAAGUCUUCCGGGCGUUAAGGACUCUGAGACCUCUGAGGAUGAUUCGCCGAGCUCCAGGGCUUAAGCUGGUCGUUCAAACUCUGUUAUUCUCCUUGAAGCCGAUUGGAAACACUGUCCUAAUAGCUGCCAUUUUCUUCGUAAUGUUUGGAAUCUUAGGAGUCCAGAUUUUUAAGGGAAAGUUUUAUUAUUGCGAUGGAGACAGUGAGGUGAAGAACAGGGAAGAAUGCUCGGCAAGAAGGCAAGGGGUCUGGAAAAAUCGCAUGUACAACUUUGACAACCUACCAAAUGCACUGAUAUCCCUUUUUGUGUUUUCCACACGGGAUGGAUGGGUAGAAAUUAUGCACCAUGGUAUCGAUGCCGUUGGAUACGACCAACAGCCCAUCAAGAAUUACCGCGAAUGGAGACUAGCAUAUUUCAUUCCUUUCCUGAUGUUGGGAGGUUUUCUUGUUCUUAACAUGAUUGUGGGGGUCGUUGUGGAGAAUUUUCAGCGUUGUCGAGAAAGACUAGAGGACGAAGAAAAGCAGAGAGGACGAAAAAAAUUGCUCGAGAAGGCGAGAGAGAAGAGCCAAGAAGAAGUUGACCGAACAUAUUAUGAGAAUUACAGUCCUUGGCGACGUCAUAUUCAUGACAUGUGUCUUCAUCUGUACUGGGAUGUGGCCAUCGCCAUUGUGAUUUGUUUAAAUGUCCUCUGCAUGUCCCUCGAACAUUACCAGAUGUCCGAGGUGUUUGACACUUUUGUGAAUACCGCAAACUAUUUUUUCGCUUCCGUGUUUGUGUUAGAGGUGAUAUUUAAAUUUAUCGCCUUUGGAUUCGUGCGAUAUUUUAAGGAUCGGUGGAAUAUCAUUGAUUUAAUUAUUGUGCUUAUUACAUUGACCGGAAUACUUAUCUAUUCCUUGAGCACCAUAAAAGCCACGGUGCCGAUCAAUCCCACUGUUGCACGAUCUCUGAGAGUACUACGAAUUAUCCGAGUGCUCAAGCUCGUAAAACUAGCAAAGGGAGUCCGCUCGCUGCUGGACACCUUGUUCGAGGCUCUUCCUCAGGUCGCAAACCUUGGGCUGUUGUUCCUGCUUUUAUUUUUUAUCUAUGCCUGUUUAGGUAUCCAACUUUUUGGAACAUUAGAGUGCACUCCCUCAAAGCCUUGCCAAGGACUCGGUCCGCAUGCACACUUCAAGGAUUUUGGAACUGCAAUGCUGACUUUAUUUAGGAUAGCAACAGGAGAUAAUUGGAAUGGAAUAUUAGAGGACACUUUACGACUGAAUUAUUCCGAGUCUGCAGAAUGUGAAAAGUGCUGUUUUGUUAGCCAUUGCAUAGCGUCGCUGUUCUUUGUGACGUUCGUGCUGGUGGCGCAGUUUGUACUAAUCAACGUUGUCAUAGCUGUUCUUAUGAAGCAUCUGAAAGAAUCUAAGGAAAAGAUUGCGGCAAAUAUGGCCGCUAAGGACUUGGAGAAGAAAUUGAAACUUCUGACUACAACAGCGAAGAAUUUCAUCCUGGCUAAAGCUAAGAGAAAUGAUCUGUCUAUCUCAAGGCGACAUUCCGUAGUACAGCUCGGCUUAGGAGGAAUAGAACUGACUCAGCUCAAACAUUGUACCCCUACCAAAAAUAUUGAUUCGUCUUUUCGCGCAGAGUUUGCCAAGGCCGAUACAAUUUUCCAGGAAUUUUUGCUUUUACAUGAAAAUCUGCAAAAAGUGAAAAUGACGAUCUGCCGCACUGCGUCACACAACAUUGAGGUCACGCCAACUCCUGUCACGCCAUCUCUUCGUCAAAGACGAAAUAGUUUCUGCGGGGUUAGAGAGCUUCACGACUCAAAACCUAAUUUAGCGAAAUUUACUGUAUAUAAAUCUGGAGCCAAGCUUUAACCUAAUACUGGUCUGUAUUUGUAAUGAGGAAAGUGUUACACGCAGGAUAAACUAAAGUUCUUUAACCUUCUCUGUGUAUCACUGUCAAAAAUAAGUUAUUCAUUUUUCGAGGAAAAAAUAUUUAAUUCUUGUCAGGACAAAGAUUAAAUCGCCAAAAAGAUAUCUUAGGAAUGUAUAAUAGAAUUAUAAGGUGAAAAAAAUUUAAAACACGCUAUUUUUACAAAUUCUUAUGUAACUGAGAGUGUUUUAUUAUUAUAUGUACAUAAAUCGAUAGGCUGUGUAUAUAAUUGGAAUACACUUAAAUAAAGUGACAAGCAGGCUCUUCUGGUUAAGCAACCAGGCCUUUUGUUUUGUUUAGACUCCCUCGAGGAUGACGGGAAUUAGCGAAACAUAUCGUGGGCGUGGCUCAAAUGUCUUCGAUAUUCAACAAAUUUUGGCCUAUUUUCGUACAAAAAAAAAUUAUCUGAAAUAAUAAUGAUUCAUUCGAGCACACACCUACUCACCUUCAGUUUAAUGACCUGUUUUGAACUCUUGGCACUACCAUCGUUUUCGCUGUUUACAGUUUGGAAUAAUAAUUUAGGUUAAUUCUAUUUACAAGUAACACAUGC
Molecule: messenger RNA, 7134 nt
Organism: Pocillopora verrucosa
Lineage: Eukaryota; Metazoa; Cnidaria; Anthozoa; Scleractinia; Pocilloporidae
Source: RefSeq, a predicted model, not a curated record